AUGCAGCUUUCCGACUUGCCUAUUGAACUACUCAUCAGAGUCCUCCCAAUAGAGGAUUGUCUUCUAGACUUGCCGAAUGAGAUCAUCAUUCCUUGGUUGAAUUUGUUGCCCCAGGUGGAACUGUUUAGAAUUUUAGGGGAUAGUGGAUGUGGUAUAAUGCUUACCAAAGAACGUCCGAAAGCAUACACCACCAUAUCAGGUAAGAGAUGCACCAAAUAUGGAAAUUGUUUUGAAGAAGUAGACGCUGCUCUUCGAAAAGUGUUUGAAAAAUUUGCCUGCAAGAUCUUUAUCAUAGCUGGACAACCUAUUGAAGCCAAAUAUUACAAGAAGUAUAUAAUAUUUGACUUUGAAACAGUGAAGAAUUUGAUUUGUGAAUACUAUCCUUUACUGAGCUGCCUUGGAGUUUGGACAGGGUGUGAUCUACAAGUUGUUAAUCUAUGGACUCCUUAUUUUAUGUGGAAUGUGUAUGAGGGUUUAAAAAAAUUGAGUGUUUUCCACCCUUCAAGGUUUCAUGUGGCUCCUGAAUUAAUAAAGUUUUCCAACUCUUGGUUUAACGACAAUGAACUAUUGAGUCAAUGGGUACUAUCUACCUACCAAGAUUGGGUGCAGUGGAUUGAAAACUUGGAGAUAGUCAUGUCUGUUGAUGAAUUUAUUGAAAUGAAAAGCAAUGUUUCGUAUAUGGUUAACCUUUUACAACCUAAAGAGGUGAGGAUACACUUGAAUUUGGUUGAAAACAGAGCAGGAGGCGAAGAAAGCACAAAACAUCCAACCGAUUUUCCUAUCGAAUGGGUCACUGAUUUGUUCGUUGUAAAUAAGGUUCAGAUAUUUACUUUGCAUUAUUUUGAAUCCCACACCACAUUUGAUGGCCUUGGCAAAUUACUACGGGAAAUGCCCCUACUCUUGGAGCUCGAUCUAAGCUUUGGAAAGUUGGACCUAGAGAAUGUUGCAGGG
This is a messenger RNA of Lodderomyces margitis, 951 nucleotides long. RefSeq lists its product as uncharacterized. The record is from RefSeq and is a predicted model, not a curated record. The transcript has a single exon. The annotation marks the transcript as partial. Lineage: Eukaryota; Fungi; Ascomycota; Pichiomycetes; Serinales; Debaryomycetaceae.